Molecule: messenger RNA, 1599 nt
Organism: Dalotia coriaria
Lineage: Eukaryota; Metazoa; Arthropoda; Insecta; Coleoptera; Staphylinidae
Product: MYG1 protein
Exons: 5
Coding region: 268-1398 (376 amino acids)
Cellular component (GO): cytoplasm; nucleus
Source: RefSeq, a predicted model, not a curated record
AAACGUCAUCAUUUCUUAAAUCAAUCUCGCACAAUUGCACUAAAUUUCAAGUGAAUUUUGCAUCGGCAUCUUAUUACAGCAAACACAAUAUUGCUCAAUUCGUAAAUAAAUACCGAGAAUCUAUCAGUAUUUACAUGCCAUCAAGCAAGAACUUUAAAAAUCAUGUACUAACGGGUACAUAUGCACAGUGUACUCUUUGUUACCGACGCCCCCCGAUAAAAACGCCGCAAAGCAAACGGUUUUGUAAGGUUAUAACCAGCUGGCUGCAUGGCUUUGACUCCAUUUCGAACCAGCCUGGUCGACCAAGCUUGCAAAGUCGGUCUUAGCGUGUGGAAAGGUUUUAAAACAAUGAGUAGUGAUCCGAAAUUUCCUCGAAUCCUCAAAGUGAUUGGAACUCAUGGUGGUGUUUUCCAUUGUGAUGAGGCUCUAGCAUGCUUCAUGCUGAAGCAGCUUCCUGAGUAUCAAGAUGCAGAAAUAAGGAGGACAAGAGAUAUGGGGAUAUUAGAUACCUGUGAUAUUGUUGUUGAUGUUGGAGGGGUGUAUGAUCCGGAACGCAAUCGCUUCGAUCAUCACCAGAGAGAUUUCAAUCACACCCUGUCUACUGUCUUGCCACACAUCAAGAACAAAAACAUAAAACUAAGUUCUGCUGGUUUGAUUUAUGCACACUUUGGAAUGCAAGUAAUUUCCGAAGUUUUAAAGAACCAAAAUUUCCAACCAGACACAGACUGCUUACAAGCUGUUUUCUUAGCAGUAUAUGAUGGUUUCAUUGAAGAGGUAGACGCAAUCGAUAACGGUGUGCCAAUGUACAGUGAAGGCAUGCCAAAAUACAGGAUCAACACCCAUUUGAGUGCAAGGAUACAUCGUCUCAAUCCGGAGUGGAAUUAUCCGGACGAACCAACCGAUAAACUGUUUGUUAAAGCAAUGGAGUUGGUCGGCGCUGAAUUCUUGGAAAAAGUUAGCGAAGUAAGUGAUUCUUCGGCGAAAGUGUGGUGGCCAGCGCGUGAAAUUGUGAAGUGCGCGAUAAAAACGCGCCUAAUCACGCAUGAAUCCGGUGCGAUUAUUCAACUGAACGAGCGGUGCCCGUGGAAGGAUCAUUUGAUGCAACUCGAGGAGGAACUCGGCAUGAAAGGAGAGCUCAAAUUUGUUAUAUUUCAUGAUAGUACUGAUUCCUGGCGGGUCCAGGGUAUUCCCAUUCAACCCGAUAGUUUUGUAUGCAGGGUUUUUCUUCAUUCAAAAUGGCGCGGCGUACGUGACGAGGAACUGUCGACCGUUUCCGGUAUACCUGGAUGUAUAUUCUGUCACGCAACUGGUUUUAUCGGUGGUAAUAAAACUAGGGAAGGGGCGCUUAGAAUGGCGAUUGAAAGUUUGAAAGCCGCAAAGCUUGAAAACGGAGAAUAAUCGAAUGGAAACCUUGCAUUUUAUUUUAAUCUUGUUUAAGGCUAACCCUUUAAGAAGUUAAAGUACAUACCAUGUUAUGAUGAAUUGUGUAUUAAAACUGUUUGUUUAAUGAUCUUUUAAUUGAAGAAAUGACGAAUUUCUUUGAUUACUGUUUUAUAGAAAGUAGGAAACGUUUCAAUAAAGAACCAAGUUACACGAUUA